Messenger RNA from Leishmania braziliensis MHOM/BR/75/M2904, 2571 nucleotides. RefSeq lists its product as hypothetical. Lineage: Eukaryota; Euglenozoa; Kinetoplastea; Trypanosomatida; Trypanosomatidae. Gene Ontology annotation, biological process: intraciliary transport. The record is from RefSeq and is a predicted model, not a curated record. The transcript has a single exon. Gene Ontology annotation, cellular component: cytoplasmic dynein complex; ciliary plasm. The coding region runs from base 1 to 2571 and encodes 856 amino acids. Gene Ontology annotation, molecular function: dynein light chain binding; dynein heavy chain binding.
AUGUCUUCGCCAAAGUCGGCACUGCCACAGCCGGGUGGUAGUCGCAACGAUGGAGGGCGGUCACCUCUACCGUUGACUCACACCGCAGCCGCCGCCAACACUGCCGCCUCCUCUGCAGCCUCAUCGCCUGUCACGGCGGUCUCGCCGACUACCCCAGCUGCACAACAGGGGCGCGCAACGGCCCCGAGUAAGCACAUCGCACCCUCACCGGCGCAAGUUGCCGCCACCGACGGGGAUGUCUCGCCUCGAUCAAUUUGUGUGGUGUCAGUCAGCAAGGAGAGCACGUCGGUGUGCUCCGCUGUGGACGACUCCUCCGACACUUCUCCCACUGCGCGUCCUGUUGCUGGGUCGCUUCGUCGAUCAGCGCUGCCGCCAUUCACCCCAACGGUCGCCGCCGCACCUCUAACAAAGGGGGGUCUGGCUGCCUCUGGGGGCUGGGACUUCCUACGAAAGUGCAUGCGUGUCACAACGCGGGAUGACACUGGGGAUGCGGCGACACAGCUGGUCUGCGUCUUCAACCCUUCUGUGCUACUCGGGGAUGUGGCCGGGUCUGUCGAACGUAGCCGCCGACGCGUCAUCUUGGACUCCGCCUCGUACCUCGUGCCCUAUGACGGCGAGGCUGUCGCUCAACGAAUGGGCAGUGCUGCCACGAUGUCCUCGUCGACGGUGUGGUCGGUGUGCGUGGCAGCAGCAUACGGAUCGUGCGACUCCCAGGUUGCGAUGAUCGGCAGCAAUGGCGGUGAUUUGUCCAUCAAUAUGCGUUGCCAUGGCGGCGCUGAUCCGGCGGGGCUGGACAAUCGCAGGAGCGCCAGCGCACUGGACCCGGCGUUCAUGCCCAACACAGGUGGAGCCUCUCUCGGGACGUCCCUGCAGCGCGCCGGUGCCCCUGCUGCGGCUGCUGCGGGGGUGCGUACCUCCAUGGAUUGCGGGUACCUGUGGGGUUCCUCCUCCACCGCACCGUCGACCGUGCCGCGCACCACGAUGGAGUCGGCCCUGGCGGUGGCGAAGGAGUCUCCCGGACUUGUGCUCACGUGGUUCCUCGUGCCUCUUCCUGCCAACACGAUUCCCCGAAAGGAAGCCCCCUUUACCGGAGCUACAGCGGCUCCUGGUGGUGGAUUCAUGAGCAACGUGUGCGGCGACAGAACAGCGAUACCCGAGUACAUUGUGAUUCUACUCCCUCUCGUGUGCGACUCGGAAGUGACGACGCUGCUCGCCCAUCCAUUGCAGCCGUCGACGCUGCUCGGUGGGACCCGGUGUGGCCGCAUUGUGCAGUGGUCCAGCGGGCAGGUAUGGGCACAGAUGGAGCCGCGCCGGCUGCUGGAGCGGGCGUUGGCUACGACAGGCACCACGACAACUCUCCUGCUUCCACCUCAGCGUCCAGUCCAUUCGUCGUUUCCGUCGCCGCAGGCACACCAGGCGCCGGUGCUGCGCAUGGCGAUUCACGGGGACGCUAGCUGUCACCGUCUCUACUCCAUCAGCCAAGAGGGCAAGGUGUGCACCUGGACAGCGUUGCAGCCGCUGCACCCAACGGCGUCCUACCUGUCGUACCUCGGGAUUCAGCCGAUGGGCAGUAUUGGGGUAACGGCGCAGUUCGUGGAGCGGGCCGGCACCGACGCCAUGACAAAGGUGUUCAUUGGCACCACCUCUGGUGCGCUUCUCGUCGGCGCGAAUAGGGAUGCGAAGUCGAUCGAGCUCCAGUACUACGGCCCGCCACGUCCGUUACCGACCUCGUCGACAGUUAUUAGGACACUCGAUGUCACCGCCACGCUGGCGUACCCGAACACCGCCGCAGCGGCUUCUACCGCUUCGUCUCGUGACGUCGCAGGUGCCGCGCCGCCGACGCCUGUGACAGGCUCGCUCGAGUACCCCACGGGUGCUGCGGCUUCUGCUGUUCCUGAACAAGGCAUGUACCACCGCCUCGCCGCGAUGUCAUCGUCAUCACUAGCGACCGCCACGGCAGCGCGCCGUGUCCCGGCUCCUGCACUGCAGCCGCACCGAGGUCGCAUCGUCUCGAUGUCUUUGCAGACGGCAGCCAACGGUCUGCGGGGUUGUGACUGUGUCGUGUCAGCGGCGACGGACGGCAGCUGCGUCGCCUGGUUUGACCGCUCCGUCACCCCGCUCGAGGGCUUCUCCUCGGCCGUGACGAGCGUCUGCUGGUCACCGACGAAGCCCGGCGUCCUCGCUGCCGGUGAUGCCAGCGGGCUGGUGACCGUGUGGGCCGUGAACACGAGCAUAAUUACACCUGUGGCGACCGUGUCGCUGCGUGAAGCAGGCCAUCGCGUUCGUGGCAACACGUCAUCGGACGGCGUCCUCUGGGUAGUCUCAGGGCCGAGCGAUGUAGCUGCGGGAGCAGGCGGCAUCACCGCCGGUGGUGGCACCUUUGGCUUUGGCGGUGACGACGAUGAGGCUGACGUCGUCGACAGCGAGAAUGUAGAUGCUUCGCUGGGCCAAGCGGACGUGGUAGGCGCGGCCAUCAGCUCUGUGUUCUUCUCCUGCGACGGGCAGUGGCUGUUUGCGAGUACGGCGAGAGGGUACGUGUACACUCUGCACUUGGCCGCGUCAUUGGUGUAG